This is a messenger RNA of Esox lucius (northern pike), 2988 nucleotides long. Its product is annotated as WD repeat-containing protein 49-like. The record is from RefSeq and is a predicted model, not a curated record. The transcript is spliced from 19 exons. The coding region runs from base 96 to 2105 and encodes 669 amino acids. Gene Ontology annotation, molecular function: protein binding. NCBI's taxonomy places the organism in Eukaryota, Metazoa, Chordata, Actinopteri, Esociformes, Esocidae.
GCCACACUGGGCCUGAUGAAUGUUAUAUUCUGUAUGGAGACGCCCAGGGCUGUGUGAAUAUCAUAUUAAUUUCCUCAGUUGGGGAGACGCUGAGAAUGUGGAAAAAAUUACCUAAGGUUGAGAAUGUGCCCAACAUUGGAAUAGACAAUGCAGUGCUUUCCCCAAAUGUGACUUACAUCCGAUGGAAGGUCCACCAGGACUGGGUGACAAAGGUGAAAUAUUUUCCAAACAUUCGGGCCAUUAUUUCCACCUCCAACCAUGAAGCUUCCAGCCUCAUCAUAGGCUGUGUUCUCCCGUCCACCAACAUCAGGCAGCAGAUAAGGGAAAUCAGUGAAGUGUGUCGAGAUGGUAAGGCAAGGAGGGCUCCUCCCAGCACGGGGUCUCCUCAGCCCCGGGAACCAGGUGAUCAGACUGUGUUCCCUGUCUACAAGGGUGUCACAACCUUUGACCUCAGCAAACAACACAAUCUGCUGGUGACCGGAGGGAUGGACAGAGUACUACGUCUGUGGAACCCAUAUGUCCCUGGGAAGCCCACUGGUUUCUUAAAGGGUCACUCCAGUCCCAUCUUCUACCUCUGCAUCUCCUCUGAGGACAACUGCAUCUUCUCUGUCUCUAUGGACAACAAUGCCAAGAUCUGGGAUAUCCAGGACCAAAGCUGCCUCUUCACGGCUCAUCCCAAAGCCAGCCUGGUCCGAGGACACAUUUCUGCAUGUCUGUACUCUCCCUCAACUAAGGGACUGUAUAUUGCUUCAGACUCACUGGCGUUGCUCUCUCUAAAGACCAGGCCCCAGCCCCAGGGACACCUGACCGUGUCUCACAAAGAGCCUGUGAUGUGCUGUGGCUACAGCCGUGAGUUCAGACAGGUUGUCAGUUGCAGUGAAGGAUCCGUCAUCAAGGUGUGGGAUUUCGACACAGGUAGUCAGGUGUUUGAGUUUGGUGGUGCCCAUGGACAGUCUGCCAUUACCUGUAUGACCUUUGACCCCAAAGGAAAGAGACUAGUCACUGGUGGAAGAGAUGGUUCUCUAAAGAUCUGGAACUUUAACAAUGGUCAGUGUCUGAAGACACUUAGAAAAGGAGCUUCUAAACUGGCACUGGGAAUGAUGGUGGUGGCUAGGAUGGGCCACAAAGAUGACAUCCUUUGUGUGGCCCAGUGCCCCCCAUCCCUACUGGCCACCGGCAGCUACGACGGGGAGGUCAUUGUGUGGAACCUGGCAUCUGGACACAUCCUGUGUCGCUUCACCAACCCCUUGCCAACUGACUUCUGCAAUGCCCUAAGUCAGACGACAGGGUUAAAUCAGGCCGAGCUGUACACACCGAGUUCUCCUCCGCUGCGUGCCUCCUUUCCUCAGGAUCCAAAGUCCAAGUUCAAACAGCAGAUCACUAAAUUUGCCGUGACAAAGGAAGACACCUCACUGUAUGCGGCUGACCAACUUGGCUAUGUCUAUGUUUAUCAUGUGAAGACAUACGCACUUGGAUCUGAGAGAACUCCACCGACAGCUGAGAACUACUGGCGUGCACACACUGGCAGCAUCACCGGGCUGCAGCUCAUUAACAAUGACAGAGUGCUCCUCACCUCAUCUAUAGACUGCACUGUUCGUCUGUGGAGUGCCUAUGGAGAGUUUAUAGGGACAUUUGGGCAGCAGGACAUUUGGAGCAUUCACACCCCUUCCUCCUGGAAACAUCCUGCUGUUCCCUAUGAGAUCCUGAUCGAUCCCCUCAGCAUGCCAUUUCACCCCAUUCUGCAGGGAAAGACCAGCAUGUCUGAUGUCAUUUAUGCUGACAACACAGAAACUGCUCAUACAGAAUCAAACUCCGACUUGCGCAGCAAGCUUAGGCACCCUCCACAAUACAUCAGCGACACAGACAUCAAUGAGGAGAUUAAAACCUUAUGUUACCCAGAAGAACAUGGGAAACGACUCCGACAUGAAAUAUUCAAGCAAACCAACAAGACACCCAAUCAUGGCGGACCCAAGGCAUACCACAGUCUCAAGUACUUUGAAAUCAUCAACGCCCCGGCCACCUGCGAGAGACCUGAUCUUUCCCUGGCUGGCAUCGAUCCUUUCAUAUCCAGCUUUCUAAAACCGGAGUUGGCUGAAUCCAAAUAAGACAUGUAGUUCUGUGGUUGAUGUGGUCUGUAAUCUGUAAUCUAAUGCUAGCUCAGAUCAAGCUGCAACAUGAAUACAAAAGGGACAAUAGUUCCUUGGCACUCUGAUCUCAGAACAAAAGCAAGUGCUGCUAGUAAUUUCGAAGAGCUGUUUACACAACUUUAGAUUUGACAUUUUGAAAUGUAAUAGGUGUCAUUCUGUUUAAAGGAAACACUACUUAACGUAUUCAGAUUUCACCUUAUAAAACAUACUUUGUGGAUUUUCCCAAUAUUAUCAGCUCUUGGUUUCCUCCAUAUUAAGACAAUGGUUGCCCAGCCAUUCUAACUACAUGCCCUCAACAGUGGGAGUCCGAUCUUGUUCUGAGAGUAUUUUUUUCCUCUGAUCUUUUCAGUUAGUUAUAAUAAAUAAUAAUUUGGCGUGAUUUUUGUCAAAACCUUUAGUAUACAUCCUUACUGUCACCCAGCUCGCUAAACUGUUCACUACCUUUGUCCAGAGCCAUAUUAAUCCUUGUCAACAGUAAUACACUAUAAAAGGAACAGGGUGACAUACGGAACACAGACUUAGUUAGUUUUUUCUUUUUUUGGGAUCAGAGUGAUGUAUACUUGCCCUAAGACGAAAGGAAUCAAAUUUCAUCUGGAGAUUAAAUAUACUUGUAAUUUUGUAACACUGCUAUUCCCAGAAAUUUAACAUUGUGCAUUUAUCUUAAGGUUGCUAGGAGAGAAAACAACAUAUCACAGUGGAAAAACUUACCAACAAAGUCAGUGUUCUGUGGAAAAAGGGACAUUAAGCAGUCUUAUUUGAGAUACUCAUUGAAGACAAUAUUUCCACUGGGCUGAGAAGGAUCAUUUUCUUUCUCCAUCAUAUCACAUUAAAUGUAUGAAUA